AUGAGCGGGCGUAUUUUUAUCACUGAUUGGGAUGAGACAGCCACGAUGGCUGAUACCACGGCUCUCAUUGCCCUGGCCGCAAGCCGCCGAGACCGGGACGCCGUGCCUCCUUUUACUCACUUUUCUCAGAUUUACCUCGAUGCGUAUCUGGCGUAUAUUGCCCAAGAGGCUAGCGGGUGCGGCCGGCGGGACUCCGUGAUUGCCGAGGAGAAAUUCCAACAAGGCAUGCGGGCGGUCGAAUACACCUCGAUCCGUGCCCUUGAAGAAACGGGGUAUUUUAAGGGCUUCCCGAUCGGGAAGCUUCGUGAUUUAGUGCCGAAAGUUGAGCUCCGCCCCGGGUUUGUAGAUUUCGUGAAAAGCGCCGGGUGUCCGGUCUAUGUAUUGAGCGUGAACUGGUGCCGUAGGCUUAUUGAAUGGGUGUUGGAGUUCCACGGUGUCCGGCAUGUGACCGUGUUGGCGAAUGAUUUUGAGGUGGAUGCCGAGGAUAUCACCACGGGCAAAUUCGACCGGCGGUGCGAUAUUCGUACUGGAUAUGACAAAGCAAUGGAGCUUGCACGCAUACGCUCGUUGCACCCAGCCCUGAAUCUUUUCUAUUUUGGUGACAGUUCAGGAGACGUGUUGCCGAUCCUCAAGGCCGACUACGGCGGGGUUAUUACAGGGGGACGAGCAAGGACAGUGCUCGGCCUGCUUGCGGAAGUCUACAUGUUGGAAAGUGAUUUCAGGUCGCCAGAUUCUGUUGGAUUAUAUUCACAAGUACCGAAAGUAUUUGAGGCGACGUGGCACGAAUUGGCCGCAGCGUGGCACCGGUGA
Messenger RNA from Metschnikowia bicuspidata var. bicuspidata NRRL YB-4993, 810 nucleotides. RefSeq lists its product as uncharacterized. The coding region runs from base 1 to 810 and encodes 269 amino acids. Lineage: Eukaryota; Fungi; Ascomycota; Pichiomycetes; Serinales; Metschnikowiaceae. The record is from RefSeq and is a predicted model, not a curated record. The transcript has a single exon.